Molecule: messenger RNA, 3834 nt
Organism: Stylophora pistillata
Lineage: Eukaryota; Metazoa; Cnidaria; Anthozoa; Scleractinia; Pocilloporidae
Biological process (GO): regulation of transcription by RNA polymerase II
Cellular component (GO): transcription regulator complex; cytoplasm; nucleus
Molecular function (GO): RNA polymerase II transcription regulatory region sequence-specific DNA binding; DNA-binding transcription factor activity, RNA polymerase II-specific; protein dimerization activity
Source: RefSeq, a predicted model, not a curated record
UGUCUGACCAGAUUCCUGGUGGAACUUAUUUCUCACUCCUUGAGACAGGUUGGCUUAAUCAGCCAUGAUCUGGUUUCUUUUUUUUUUUUUUCUUCACGAAUUCAUUUCACUCCUACCAACACGAUUCCUCGUUUUUGUUGUAGUAUGUGUUUAUGGGGGUGCCACCAUAUGCAUACGCCGUAGGCAGACGAUUGAUAAAAUAAAACAAAAGGUUCGCAUCGUUUCAAAAAUAAUCCUUUGUUUGCCAAGUCAGUUUUUCAAGAUAUCGUUAAUAAAUUAUAUUAGAUGCAGUGGUCGUCGAGAAGUGUAAAUUCAACCUUCUUUAGAAAAAAAAAAAUUAUUUCCAGAUCGUUGAAAAAAAGGGCACCGAAGAUUUUACCAAACGAAACACUCGCAUCAUUCCCUAUAUUAUUCGCUCAAUUUUCACCGUUGCGGUUUUCUCGACACGAACCGUGAAAUGUUUUUUCUUGACUCUGAGAAGUAACAGAGCAAUAUUAAUUUGCCCUUUACGCGAUUAUGAUUAUAUUCUUCCAGUUCCACGAAUUCGUUGGCACAUUGUAGAGGAAAAGAUCACGCUCAAUGUUCCUAGAUAAUUCUCUGGCACAAGUUUCUUUUGAACUGUCCACCAAAGGAUAUUGCAUUGUCUGGAAAGUUCACACCUUUCUGGAAUACGAUAAGCGUGAUCCUGUUUUAAAAUGACCGCGUGAACUAGCGAUUGCGUGAACUAGCGAUUGCGUGAACCUUUUGUUACGUAAGAACAUCGCAUGACAAUUUCCUUUCUUAAAGAAGGAGCUAAAAACUUUAUUCUGGCUCAGGUAUGAGGAUGAAAGUGCCAAAUAAAGGCUAAAUAUGCAUCAUGUCUGCAUGAAAGCUCGCUUGAAUCACGAAUUGUGGACAAACAUUCUCUUUUUUCUAAAACCAACUGCGUCAUUUGCGUGACAUUUGACUGAAGUGGCGUGACAAGACGCUUCUGGAUGACACUUCGUGUCAAGAUCUUAAAGAAAUACUAUAACCACGUAUCGUGUUCGCGAUAACAACUAAGAUUUAAUCGUAUUUUAUGCAGGUAUAUUGAACGUGUAAAAUUCUCUUCUUCGUCUGUUCGCAAUACUGGCAGCGAUAUUGCAGAAGGGAGGUAACACAACACGUAGUCGCGCAUUCUCUGAUCUCUAUCGCAUUCUAACCAUGAUAAAAUUUGGGCAAAAACCAAUAGGGAAUGAGUUUUUGGCAACGCGUUUUGUCUGUGAUUGAUUCCAACACUUCUGGUUAGUCACGUAACAACCCUCUGUGGCGACGCUUUUCACCUCAACAAAAGAAAUUAACAACAAAGAUAGCCAACCUCAACAAUGAGCAAGCCUGGUAACCCGUCGAAACGACAUCGAGAUCGACUAAACGCGGAGCUGGAUAACCUCGCGAGGUUGCUGCCGUUUCCUGAAGAAAUCGUCACGAAACUGGAUAAAAUAUCUAUUCUCAGACUUACAGUGAGCUAUUUGAGGGCGAAGAGUUUCUUUCAAGUUUCAAAUGGCAGACACGGGCAAGAGGAAACUUGUGAAGAACUGGUUAGAGAGGUUGAGGGAAAUGGUGUCUUCUCCCAGCUGUCUCUAGAGGCUCUGGAUGGAUUUAUUGCAGUGAUAACACAAGAGGGGCAGUUGUUUUACGUGUCUGAGAAUGUGAGGGAUUUUUUGGGUUAUUCACAGGCUGCUGUCAUUCACCAAAGCAUGUUCAAAUUUCUACACAUUGAUGAUCAGGAUAUGGUGAAAAGUAAUCUGGCAUGGCCAAAACCAAGUGGAAAAAAGACAAAGACACAAAUUGAUGAUAAAGAUGGAGGAAAAUUAAGUCCAGAUAACAUGAAAACAGGUUCCGAUGAGAAUGACAGUUUGAACCGCUCAUUUACUUGCCGGAUGAAGUGUACUUUAAAUCAUGGUGGGGGAUUUUAUAAGCUUUUCAGAUUAUCAGGCAGAUUGAGGGAAAUCCAUACGAGAAAACGAGACAGUCAGGUGGUUGAAUAUGGCCUUUUUGCCAUCUGCUCACCUGCAAACAAUCCAAACUCUCAUCAUGCAGGUGUUAAUAUUAAGAAAGAGGUUGCCUUGACUGCUCAGAAGAGAUUGGAACGAUCUAAUAGUGAACCAGUUUGUGUAAGAAGGACUGGUCUUCCUUUGACUGGAAUGUUACAUUCCAUGCCCAUCAGCCGUCACUUUUCAAUGUCUGAAACUCGUUCUGCUGCUGUCAGUCCGCUAGCAUCACCUACAACUUCUACUGACUCUGGCCACCCAUCUCCAGACUCCAGCCAAGGAGGAAAAAUGUUACUUACAGAUUCAGAUGUACGUAGUGAUGGCAGUGAGGUUUCUCCACCAUCGAGCAGCAACUCCCAAGAUGUUGAUGGAAGGCCAGCAUCAGAACGUCUCCUAUCUGGUAUAAACAACCCUUUUGUAAAUCCCCACAGGAUGGAUCGGAAACGAGCUGCUGCUUUUAUGGAUUCUAUGAUGGCCGAAGACAAAGAUUCCACUAGGAAACGUUCUCGCAGCGUAGCAGAUGCUGAAUUGUUCUUACGAGAUGGAGUAGACCACAGAUCUUUGUUCUUCAGAAGUAACCUGCCCACUGUUCCUGAAGUGAAAGUAGAAAAUGGUAAGAAGAAAGACGAAUGUACCCAGUCUUCUGAGGUUCCUGGUAGAAGACUAUUAAACAACCAUGACAGCAGACUUGAUGCAGCUCAGGGUCUUGUGAAUCUUGGAAACAUGGCUUCCCAGUUUCCUGGACUUUGUGCCUUUCCCCCAGAAUUGAUGUAUCCUGAUGUCAUGUUUCCACGUGUCGAUAUGCUUCAUGAUCUGCAGCACCUAAGGAAUCCCUUUGACAUUCACAAUCCUUACUGCUUAGGAAGUGAUCCCUACACAGCUGCUUUGGCCAUGAGGCGAUGGCUCAACAAUCCGGACAUGUUGCGUUCUCAGCUUAACCCACUGUUGGCCGCUCAAUCAGGGCUCCUGAGCCCAGCGGAGAGGCUGCACUUGCUGAAGUUUCCAUUUGGUUACCCUGCUCCAUUUCCCAGUCCAUCACCCUUUGAUUUUGGAGCUGCUGCGGCUGCUGCUGCAGCUGGACUAACAGAAAGGAACCUGCCUGAGUAUGCCUUUAGAAGCCUCUACCAGAAUGGCCUGGUUCCUGAUAUGGCAAAGAGUAGUGCUUUGAUAGAGACAGAGCAGAAGCAGACUUCAUUAUCAGAGAAACAGGCCAGAGGAGGGAGCUCUUCUCCACCAAGUAAAACACCUAGUAAAUCAGCAACCCCUGAUAAUUCCAAGAAGGGUGAAGUAGAAAAGGGAAAAGAGAAAAAAGAAGAGAGUGAUCUGGAUGAAUUCUUUGAAGAGAAGAAAAAGUCAACAAAGGAAAGAAAUGCAGCAAAAGAGGAUGAAGAUGAAGAUGAAAAAGUGGAUGUAGUGGGGGGAGUCAAGCCAACAUCAGUACUGCAGCAGACAUUUGCUGGGAUUCAAGAGGAGUUCAACAGUCGAUUGGAGAACUUGAACAAGUCAUUCGCUCGAUCACUGGAUCAAAAUAUGACUUGCCCUUGAGGAGGGUAAGUUCCUAGAACAAUGGAAGCCUUAAAAUUGGUUAGAAAAGAUAUUUGGGUUAAUUGAACCUCUGUCCUUAAGUUUCUUACUGAAUUGUUACACAUUGUUGUUUUCCUUUCCCAUUUCUUAUGCCACUUUUAGGUUUCUUGUGAGACAAAUUUCUCUUUUUCUCUGAUAGCACAAUGCACUAUUUGUACAAUGAUGUAUCAGUGAUUAAUCUGUCUGUCCCUCUGUUAGUCUGUCUGUCUGUCCCUCUGUUUGUCUGUCUGUCCCUCUGUUA